Hylaeus volcanicus is the source of this 1634-nucleotide messenger RNA. Its product is annotated as tRNA modification GTPase GTPBP3, mitochondrial. Lineage: Eukaryota; Metazoa; Arthropoda; Insecta; Hymenoptera; Colletidae. Gene Ontology annotation, cellular component: cytoplasm; mitochondrion. The record is from RefSeq and is a predicted model, not a curated record. Gene Ontology annotation, molecular function: GTPase activity; GTP binding; protein binding. Bases 1 to 1497 code for a protein of 498 amino acids. Gene Ontology annotation, biological process: tRNA wobble uridine modification; tRNA methylation. The transcript has 5 exons.
AUGUUUCAAAAACUUUUCCAAAGACGAAUAUGGAAAAUAUCGACUAUUUCCGCGGGAAUGAAAUGCACGUUUCUUCAUUCGCAAAUUUCACUGGGAAAACUCCUCGAUGGACACAAAAAUUGUUCCACGAUUUAUGCGCUUUCCUCUGGAUAUGGCAAAUGUGGAGUAGCAGUAAUUCGAAUAUCUGGUCCAGAUGCAUCAGUAGCUUUACGUAAAAUGACUAAAAUGUCCAAUCUGAAACCCAGGCAAGCUGUUUUAAGAAAAAUUCGUGAUCCAGAAACAACAGAGAUUCUAGAUAAAGGCCUUUGCCUUUGGUUUCCAGAACCUAAUUCAUUUACUGGAGAGGACUGUGUAGAAUUUCACGUACAUGGAGGUCCUGCAGUUGUGGCAUCAAUCCUCAAUGCACUCUCAAAGUUGCACUUUCGGCUAGCACUCGCUGGAGAAUUCACCAAAAGAGCUUUUUUCAAUGGGAAAUUGGAUUUAACGGAAGCAGAAGGUAUAGGAGAUCUAAUCGAAGCAGAAACUGAGAAACAACGCAAACAGGCCUCCAAUCAAGCUAGUGGUUCCCUUCGUCGACUCUACGACUCUUGGCGAAUUACCCUUUUAAAUUGUCUUGCUGGUUUGGAAGCUUAUAUUGAUUUCUCUGAGGAGCACAGUUUAGAGUCUAAUAUUUUAGAAGAUUCCAAAACCACAUUGAAAAAAUUACUUAUAGAAAUGCAGCAACAUCUGUCUGAUGGAAGGAAAGGAGAAAUUUUGCGUACUGGAGUACGCGUGGUGAUUCUUGGAGAACCUAAUGUAGGAAAAAGCAGUCUUUUGAAUCUUCUUUCUAAACAAGACGCUGCUAUUGUCACAUCUAUGCCAGGAACAACUAGGGAUGUUAUAGAAUUAACAACGAAUAUAUGUGGUUACCCAAUGAUUCUUGCAGAUACAGCAGGAAUCAGAAAUGAUCCAGAAAAUGAAAUAGAAGUAGAAGGUAUUAGAAGAGCAAAAGAAUGUACAAAGAGAGCAGACCUCGUUAUAUGUAUGAUAAAUGCAAAGAAAAGUUUUGAAAGUUCUUUUGAAGAAUUUUUAGAAAAUUAUAAGAAUUUUCUAGAAAUAAAGGCAAAGAAAAUUCUUGUUGUAGUAAAUAAAGUGGAUUUGGUUAAGGAGAAAGAAAAAGAGAAAUGGAAGAAGCAAGAUAUUGUUACGGUCUCAUGUAAAACACAGGAAGGCUUAAAACAACUUAUACAUAAAUUAACACAGUGUUUGGAGGAAAUAUGUGGUGAUCCCUCAGAGGAAAAUCCUGUGAUAAGUCAUGCGAGAUAUAGAAAUCAUUUAUUGCUUGUUACAGAAUAUCUUAAAGGAUAUCUAGAAAAGACAGAAAUUCAGAAUUAUGACAUAGCCAUAUCCUUGCAAGAUAUCAGAGGUGCAGCAAGGGAACUUGGGAAAAUAACAGGUUCUAUUAGCAAUGAGGAGGUUCUCGAUAUUAUAUUUAAACAAUUUUGCGUUGGAAAAUAAAAAUCAUUGGAAAGAAAGUGCGGUUAAUUGUAAUAUUAACAGAAAAAGGAAAGUACAGUCAUAAAUUCCAUUAUAAUAAUUUAUUUAACUAUAAAUUAUAGCAUUUGUUUCUAUCAUAAUAAACAAAAAUAAGAAAA